GAACUUUUUAUGGUUUGGUCACAUUUCUAUGAUCUGAUCUGAUCACACCAAUCUCUUCACUUUAUCAUUUUACUCUCUUUCUCAUUGGUGUUCUAGCCAAUAUUGUCUCAUCUUUUUCACAUAUGGGUUGGUUAGAGAAGCUCUUGUUUGUUUGUUUUCUCAUUUUUGGUGCAGCCAUUGAUGGAAGUCAGGGAGAUGCAAUGGUCACCGGAACUGUCUUCUGUGACCAAUGCAAAGAUGGCCAAAGGUCCUUGUUUGAUUACCCGGUUUACGGAGUAAAAAUCAAAGUGGUCUGUACAGAUAGUAAUGGACAAGUCACAAUGUCAAGGGAAGAGACCACAAAUUGGUUUGGCAACUAUGCAGUGAAGUUUGAUGGAGCCCCAGAUCUCAGUGGCUGUUAUGCACAGGUUUCAAGCACUGGCCAGGACUCUCAAUCGGGCUGCACCGCGGCUGCGGGACCAGCACAGCAACUUAGACUAAUGUUUAGGAUGUUUGACAUGGAGAUGUAUGUAGCGAACUCAUUGCUUGCUCAGCCUUCUCAGCCAAUGUCAAAUUGCCCAAGGUCCUAUAACCCCGCCCCGGCUCCAGUAACACCCGCAAAUCCACCUCCUGUGUAUGCACCGGUGACACCUGCACCUGUAACUCCCACAAACCCUUCUCCACCGGCUUUCGGGCCGCCUCUCCCCCACUUGCCGCCGUUGCCUCCUCUGCCUCCAAUGCCUCCAGUGCCUUUCUUGGAAGCCACGGCAUGUUCUCAUGACAAUUGGACAACGCCGGAAUAUAAAUGCUACUGGAGGGCGGUAAACCCGGAUACAAAGGUAGCGACAAUUUUUGGACCAUUUGCAGCAAGGCGAUAUGGAACAGACAUGACAUUGUGGCAAGGGCUACAGGGGAGAGGAGACUCUUACAGGACUCUCCUGAGGGAAUCCAUCACUUCAUUUCUGAACUCCUACAACAGCCUCCAAUUUCCUUACCAUACAAUUGGCGUCAUCCAACAUACCAACUGGGCAUUGAUGGGCUCGCCUCGAAGUGUUCUUCUUACCGCCUUGCGGUUUAAGAGGGCUAAUUCUGGCUAUGGGAAUAUCAGCUGCAGAUUCACCCCAUGCAAGGAUUAAUAUUUUUAAUUCAGUGAUCUAUAUGUUUUUUUUGAAAUUGUUGUAUGGCGACAUAUAUGUCAUGAGUAGCAGUUCACCUUCGAGAAUAAGAUUACCUAGAGUUUGAUUUAUGCAA
Molecule: messenger RNA, 1230 nt
Organism: Morus notabilis
Lineage: Eukaryota; Viridiplantae; Streptophyta; Magnoliopsida; Rosales; Moraceae
Product: protodermal factor 1
Exons: 3
Coding region: 123-1115 (330 amino acids)
Source: RefSeq, a predicted model, not a curated record